This is a messenger RNA of Hibiscus syriacus, 1076 nucleotides long. RefSeq names its product NAC domain-containing protein 2-like. Gene Ontology annotation, biological process: regulation of DNA-templated transcription. Bases 94 to 975 code for a protein of 293 amino acids. NCBI's taxonomy places the organism in Eukaryota, Viridiplantae, Streptophyta, Magnoliopsida, Malvales, Malvaceae. The record is from RefSeq and is a predicted model, not a curated record. Gene Ontology annotation, molecular function: DNA binding. The transcript is spliced from 3 exons.
AAAUCAAGUGUUUUUUUCUCUUCUGAAAAGAAGCUCGAAGAAGUUAGUGAAGAACAACGGAAAGAGAAAGAGAGUUAUUUUUUUACGUAGAGAAUGAGGGGAGAAUUGGAGUUGCCACCGGGUUUCAGAUUCCAUCCUACAGAUGACGAGUUGGUGAAUCAUUAUUUGUGUAGGAAAUGUGCAUCUCAGCCUAUUGCUGUCCCAAUUAUUGCUGAGAUCAAUCUCUACAAGUUUGAUCCAUGGCAGCUUCCUGAUAUGGCGUUGUACGGUGAAAAGGAGUGGUAUUUCUUCUCGCCAAGGGACAGAAAAUACCCAAACGGAAGUCGGCCGAACCGGGCUGCCGGAACGGGAUAUUGGAAGGCAACCGGAGCAGACAAGCCUAUCGGGAAGCCGAAAACAUUGGGCAUAAAAAAGGCACUCGUUUUCUACGCUGGCAAAGCCCCACGCGGCGUCAAAACCAACUGGAUCAUGCACGAAUACCGCCUCCCUAAUGUUGACAGGUCCGCCGCCGCCGGCAACAAGAACAACAACUUGAGGCUUGAUGAUUGGGUGCUAUGUCGGAUAUACAACAAGAAAGGGAGCAUUGAGAAGCAUUUCCCAAGUGAACAAAAACUGUCGGGUUACCCUGAAAUGGAAGAUCAGAAACCCAACAUCUUAAUGCACGGUCAAAACAUGACUGCAAUUUCCCAACAACCUUCGUCGAUGUCGACAGUGAACGAUGAACUCUUACAAACGGAUGCUUCGGAUUCGGUCCCGAGAAGAUUGCAUACGGAUUCAAGUUCGUCGGGGCAGGUGCCGUCCGCUGAAGUCACGUGGGAGAAAGAGGUCCAGAGUCAACCUAAUGACGUCGAUUUCGGGUUCAAUUACAUGGAUUUCGGGUUCCAAGAUGACCCGUUUGCAAGUCAAGUUCAGUACCAGAUGGAGCAGUUGUCACCUUUGCAGGACAUGUUCAUGUAUCUACAGCAGCCAUUUUGAACACAGAUCCAUCCAAAUCAAGUUUCUUAGAUUUUUAUAUUGUGUUGGAUUUCAUGCACACAUUUGCAUGUGACAUUAAAUCUUAGGCUUCGGACAACCAA